Molecule: messenger RNA, 2811 nt
Organism: Cuscuta epithymum
Lineage: Eukaryota; Viridiplantae; Streptophyta; Magnoliopsida; Solanales; Convolvulaceae
Source: the annotation of a GenBank genome assembly
ACCAAACCAGAGCUGUACCUAAUUGUGUGUUAGGUCUAGUAACAACCUUAGCCAUAUUUAGUCUUCUUAUCUUGUCAAAGCUUUAAAGAUUAUCAGUAAGUAGCAGUUUAGUUUAGGUCUACCAACUGGUGGUUACCGAUUCAGACCCCUAACCAUCACCGCCCAAACGGAGAACAACCACCGCCACUUCCCGGGUCUUGCAAAUGUCCCAUUUUGGUGUUUCUUGAAAAAAAAUCAUUUCUUUUUUAAAAAAGAAGAAGUUUCUAGGGUGUUUUUGGUCGUGUAGCUUGGACCCCACUUUGGGAAAGCUUGGAAUUAUUGAAAGGGAACCCAAAAUAUGUUUAUUAUUUCAACAGGAAAGGUUGAGGCUGGCUUGUCUUCUGUGCUUUCAUGAUUACCAUUCUAUUUUCCUGAAAAUUAUUAUUUCUUGACAAUUACUGUUAUUGUUGCUAGUUUCUUUGGUUGGUGUCAUUGUUCAAUGAUAAGGAGGGUGAGGAUCUUUGGGGGAUAUAUGAGUUCUGUCUCCCUCCACAUGGGAAAUCUUCUCUUUUGAGCCAGUUGAAUUCAAUUUUUUUCGUUCUUUCUUUCUUUUGCUCUCAAUCACUCUCUUUGCCUAUCUCUGUUUCCUCAAUUGUGGGAAACACAGAAAUUCCAGAUUUCUCCCCAGUUGACCAUGAUCUUGGAGUCUUGCUCUGUGGGAUAUUCUAUCUUUUCUGCAUAUUCUUGCUCCAAUUUUUGUUAAGUUCAUUGGCAUGAUGGGAGCAACCAUGAAGAUAUUUGGUUUAUUUGCUUUACUGAAUGUUAUAAUAUUGCCUCUUGCUUGAAAUCACUACUCAACUUGAAGCUUAGGAAUCUGUCUGAUUGUGGAAAAAAGAUAUGGCAACUUAUUUCUCGGGUUUGGCUGACCAAAGAGAAGAUCUUCCAAUGCCAUUAUUGCCAAACGAGAAACAUGAUUCCUACCAACCGCCUGGGUUUCCCAGUAACUUGGUCUAUUUGAACCAUCCUUCCACCAUAGCAUCCUACCCGGAAUUAUCCUCAUUGUCUUCUUAUUCCACAAAACCAUUCGAUGCUCAAAGUGUUGAACAAAAUCUUCAUUAUCAAGGAUUAUCCCUUAGUUUGGCAAUGCAAGUUCCAUCUUCGGUCCAAAUCCCUCCAUACCAUGACCCAUAUACUAACUCUGGGUUCUCUUCACUUAUGGCUACCCAAAUUAUGAAUUCGGAUCAUGGAUCACAAAAUGAUGAGAAUAAACGUGUGGAGUAUUCAUUUGGCUUAGAGGGAGACAAUCACGAAAGGUCAAUGAAUUUUAGUCAACAUAUAAAUGGUAUUGCAGGGAGUGUUUAUAACUCUAAAUAUCUCAAGGCCACACAGGAGUUGCUUGACGAAGUGGUUAAUGUUCAUAGAGAUAUUCGGAGACCCGAAAAACGUAACCUAAAUUCAUUUGGACAAGACGAAGAGGCUGAUAUGAAGUCAUCACCCAGCUGUUUCGGAGCUGGUAUGAUAUCAUCGGAAGGCCACAGUUCGACUAACACAUCGUCUGGUGGAGAGCUUUCGGCUGCUGAACGGCAUGAUCUUGAUAGCAAGAUCACAAAGUUAUUCUCCCUAUUGGAUGAGGUGGAUAAAAGGUAUAGACAGUAUCACCAGCAUAUGCAGGAUGUGGUGUCCUGCUUUGAAAUGAUUGCCGGACUUAAUUCAGCUAAGCCAUACACGUCACUAGCCCUAAGAACGAUCUCUUGUCAGUUUCGCUGCCUGCGGGAUGCAAUCAAGAGACAGAUUCAAGUCGCACAGAAAAGCUUAGGAGAGGAGCAAGGUGGUGGUGGUAGCCAAGGAGAAAGGUUGCACCGUCUACGUUACGUGGACCAGAAACUGAGACAGCAAAGGUCACUGCAGCAGUUUGGCGGUGUGAUGAUGAGACAGCCGUGGAGGCCUCAGAGAGGUUUGCCAGAGAAUGCUGUUUCUGUGCUCCGUGCUUGGCUUUUUGAACAUUUCCUCCAUCCGUACCCGAAAGAUUCAGAAAAGAGCAUGCUUGCAAGGCAGACUGGGUUAACCAGAAGCCAGGUUGCAAACUGGUUCAUAAAUGCUCGAGUGCGUCUUUGGAAGCCAAUGAUUGAAGAUAUGUACAAAGAGGAGUUUGGCGAUACAGAGGAAGGAGGCUGUACUGCUUCGCCCAAACAGAUAACAGAAAAGGACAAGUCACAAUCUGAGGAAAGAGACAAUGAUUUUGCUGAGCAACACACAGCAUUAUCCAACCAAACUGGUGAUGAAUGUAUUACUCAACCAAACAGUGGUUCCAUGUUUGGGGGCGGCAAUCAAGUGUCUCUCGCUCUAGGCUUGAAACAAAAUCAGAACAAUCUAGAUAAACAAUUAAGAGGGGUUAGUGAUAAAGCGGCUUCCUCUACGGACAUUAUGGGAAAACCAGGAGAUUACUACUAUAUAGACCAACAAGAAAGGUUCGUCAACUCGCAUCUCUUGCCAGAUUUUGUUUUAUGAAGCAAAACAAGAAAAGUUCACUGCAUACAGAUACUACUGGUGUGAAUUCAAUCAUGUUAUAAUUUUUUAUAAUUUUUUGCUUCCUGCCUGGUAGCCUGGCAGGAGUAGCAUAUUUUUCUAUGCAUGUAUAUAAACACGGCAUGUGUCUACAUAAUCCGGUUAUUGUGCAAUACACACAGUAAAUGAUAAUAUUUGUGAAAGGAUAGCUAGGUUAGUUUUCGUGUGAAUUACACAUUUGUUUUGUAAAUUGUGUUUGCCAAUAAAAUAAAUGAAUUCUGUAUAAAGAAUUUUGCACAUUCUUGAAAUAGACUUUUCUUUACUCUC